Messenger RNA from Nannizzia gypsea CBS 118893, 1701 nucleotides. RefSeq names its product smr domain-containing protein. Gene Ontology annotation, molecular function: ubiquitin binding. The coding region runs from base 1 to 1701 and encodes 566 amino acids. NCBI's taxonomy places the organism in Eukaryota, Fungi, Ascomycota, Eurotiomycetes, Onygenales, Arthrodermataceae. The record is from RefSeq and is a predicted model, not a curated record. The transcript is spliced from 2 exons.
AUGGAUGACGCGCCCUCCCUCUUGAAUGAACUUGAGAACGAGUUCUGCCCCCCUCUGGACCCCGCACUUUUCGUUGCGAUUGUCAGCGAUUAUGACCUUGAUGACCAGUCUGCUGUCCAACAGCUUCGAGAGACCUUGGACGCAUUAAAGAUAUCUGCAUAUGAACAAGAAGAUGCCCUCUUUGACCCGUCAGGAACCAGUGGAUUUGAUUUCCCGGAGGACGCAUCCGGCAUUGCAUCCGCGCAAAGCGAACCGCAGACCUUAAGUUCGCAUGAAACGAACACAACAAGUCUUGGAUCAAAUGUCUCCUCACUCGGUGCAGAAUCGAGCAACGAUUCUGGACGGAGGGCUCGCAGUAUAAAUAAUGAUUCAAAGCACUCGGGUGAUCCUACAACUGCCAUAAAGGGCUUGAAUAGAUCAAAUUCGGAAGACCAAGCGCAAUAUUUACAUGAGAUGUUUCCCUCAAUCGACCGGUAUACCGUUCUACACACGCUUGAUAAAUAUGGUGGGAACGUUGACAAGGCUAUGGACGUGCUUUUAAACUUGUCAUUUUUUGAGAACAGUCAGAAUUCCGGCGCCGACGAGGAUCAGAUUUCAGUUCCUAAAGGUAUCGCGGGGUUCGAGCGCCCCGUCGAUAAUGGCAAGUCUCGCAGGAAAAGCAAAAAGAAUAAGAACAAGCAGCAUUUACAACACUUGUCUGAAUCGGACCUCUCGCAGACAUCCCUUAGCGAUAGUAGUGGGGUUAAGCCUGAGAACAGAUGGGAUAACGGAAAGAAAGAUAUGGAAUUCAUUUGUUCGAGGACAACUUUGGCCAUGUCGGCUGUCAGCUCAGCAUACCAUUCAAAUCGCGCAUCACUCCCUGCAACUAUCCGUGCACUUACAAGGGAAGAAGCAAAGAAAUAUUCAGCGGAAGACAUAGAAGAUAGUGUGACUCAUACCCAAAUUGCUGAACUGCAAGAGGAAUUUUCAGCCAUCCCUCGCAAUGACCUCGUUGGUCUUCUAAAGCUGACAAGGAAUUGCAUAUCCGCUGCGAACGAGCUGGCAAGAAUGAUGAUAGUCGAACCCGUACCAAGCCUCAUACAGCCAGAAUACCGGCCAGCCGGUCCAUCUGGGUCACUCCAGGCUACCACUAACUCAAGUACAAACCGUCCAUCUACCAGAGCUAUAUCUGUCCCUGCAGCAACGGGCGCUAGACCAAACUACAACCCCGUCAUCAGCCGUGCUAUUGCAGACAGACAUCUCAUUGCAAGCCAACAGGCGUUUGAAAAAGCACACUCUGCCUAUCGCCGUGGGAAGUCGGACCGUCUUAUGGGCGGCGCAGCAGGGUACUACUCAUCCGUUGGGCGCGAGCAUUUCGAGAAAGCCAAGAAAGAAUCAGCCAUUGCUGCUGAUGCGCUUGUCUACAGCCAGUCAAGUAGCAAUGUUCUAGACCUCCAUGGGGUAAGCGUGCAGGACGCAGUGCGAAUCGCGAAAGAGGGGGUGGAAUCCUGGUGGGAAUCCCUGGGCGAUGAGAAGUACUCCAAUCGUUUGCGAUCAAAGCAUGGAGCGCGAAGCUACCGUGUUGUCACUGGGCUUGGCCGGCAUAGUAAGAAUGGUACUGCAAGGUUAGGCCCUGCCGUUGCGCGCUGUCUGGUGCGAGAAGGGUGGAAAGUUGAAGUUGAGCGGGGUGCGCUGGUAGUGACUGGCCAGGCUGGUUAUUAA